This is a messenger RNA of Geodia barretti, 3130 nucleotides long. NCBI's taxonomy places the organism in Eukaryota, Metazoa, Porifera, Demospongiae, Tetractinellida, Geodiidae. The record is from the annotation of a GenBank genome assembly.
CCUUGUUUCUUCCUUUUUGGUGCUUCAGGUCAUCCCUAUAUCCUACUUUCAUUUUGAAGAAAUGAUUUUUCCACUUGUAUAAUGUCGCUCUUAUCGUGAAGGCUAGCUCAUCGUCUGGACCGGAAGCAGCAGAGCGUCUUUCGAGCGAACUCCAGCGCUGCGGGCGACCGGAAAGUGUGGCGUGACACCCUACUUCGUGUAUAGAGGCGCUGGAUUUUCCGCCGCGCGCAAGUUGCGCGCCAGUGCACGCCUGUAAUUAACCGUCUGGGGCUGCUUCCUGGAAAGGUUUUUAACUGUUGUCCACCACAAAAGCCGAGAUGUUAUAGUAUGCUUGUUAACCUGUAUCCUGCUCUUCAAUAAUCAUACCUGCACAACCCAAAUCUAUAAUUAACUACUUUCAUUACACAGGACUUAUUCCUUAUGGAGAAGGUAUUGGAGAUCAGUGCCUUGAUGGUACCAAAGAGAGAUCAUGUAACCAGUUACUAAUAGAGUCCGAUGUAACUGAAAAACUGCCGUUGAAUGUAAAUUACACUUUCUACGGUCGUAAUUACUCCAGUGUGUAUAUAUGUGAGAAUGGACUGAUAUCAUUUGAGGAUUGCAAAGGGUUUUGUAAGAACCAAACGGAUUUAAGAGCGUCUUCAGUUCCUGUGAUUGCUGGAAUCUGGCAAGAUAUAAUUCUUUUUGAUUUUCAUUCCAGUGGUGGCAAUUUUAAAGUCCCUUAUGCUUAUUACAAAGAAAGAACGAAUAAUAAUGAAAAUUCAGGAUGCUUUGUGGAAAGCAAAGAAAAAAUUGAGCAACAUCUUCAACGUGGAUUUGGAGAAAGACUGUCAUAUUUUAAUCUAACACACAUGUUAAUUUCAACCUGGCAUGCUAUUGACAAUACCAAUGGCACUGUCCAGAUUGUCAUAGCAACUGAGGAUGGGGAGCGAGAUACGUACGCCCUGUUAAUAUACAAUGAAUGGAAUGUGACUGAGGAGCAGAGAAUGCAAAUUGGAUUCAGUGCAGGUUGUGAUGAGAAAUAUUUUCCAUUGUCGUCUAUUGCUGGUACCAGCAACAUUGGUGUACCUGGAGUUUAUGCAUUUCGAAUUGACCAGAGAGACAUAAUUGACCCAAGCAAAGCAGUUGGUUGUGGAGAUCUCCCUGACCCACAGAAUGGCAAAGUAAAAUACACCUCUACUAUUCUCAAUUCCUUGGCAAACUAUACCUGCACUGCUGACUGUGAUUUUAUGCUCACUCGAGAGUGUCUGACUAAUGGCAGUUGGUCGGGGAGAGAACCUGAAUGCCCAGAUGUCGCCUGCCGUGGUCUUGAAAGCUGUCAUCCAGAAAAUGGUUGGUUGAGCCUUAUAAGUGAGUCUCAAGGUCUGGUGGCAAAGUACGGCUGUGAACUUGGUUACAUUCCCAACAACACAAGAGACACCAGGCACUGUGAGUGUGGGAGCUGGUCUGGAGAUGAAAUACGCUGUGAAGAAAUGUGUCCUGAAGUGGGUCAAGAUAAGGAAUGUGGUAAACAUUCACAGAUCCUAGCAUGUGAUAGCCGAAAAGACGGAAUCAGUAACACAUCUAAAUUCCAUCUCAACGGAUCAUAUGAAUUUUUCCAAGAGCCUUUGAGAAGUAUACAGGUGUACGAUAAUGGCUCAGUGCAUUUCAAUGACGGCUCUCUCACAAUAGUGGUACUUAAUGUCACCAAAAAUGAUGGAGCUCAUUUCUUUUACGAUUGGGAAAUGAGUAACCCUCAUUAUUUCAACAAUCAGAAGCGGUACGUAAAGUGUCUUCUAAACAUGGCAAUGGAAGAUUUCAACCUCAAACACAUGUUUAUCGUAACUUGGAAAGACUAUUGGUUCCAUGAUAAAUCAAAGAUCACAUUUCAGCUUGCUAUAGUGUCAGACUCAUCUACAACACAUGCCCUGUUUCUCUAUGGUGAUAUAAACUUAGAGGAUACACCAGUUCUAACAGGACUCCGAGCAGAGGAUGCUCCCUGCCAUGGUCAAACCUUCUACCACUUCCCUGUGAACCCACUGCACGAGACUUCAUCAGACAUUGGGAUCAGUGGAGCAUACAUUCUUAGAAUUGAUGAAAUACCUGGAGGGAUCCACUGCAACUGUAGCAUUGAUGAGUUUGUGAACCCUGCUAAUGGGGAGGCUGAUAUAAUCAACACUUUGAGAGCAAGUUGGGCAGUAUAUGACUGCAGAAGGGGGUUCUCAAUGACUGGAGACAACCCCCGACAGUGUAUCAAUGGUAUAUGGAUAGGAACAGCCCCUGAAUGCAAAAGAAAAUUAAGGAUUCGUCUUGUGGAUCCAGAGAGUGGGCAAGAGACAUUAAAAUCAGGUCUGGUAGAGGUGUUGAGAGACCCAGAGUGGAGGUCAGUGUGUGAUGAUUACUGGACAUAUGAGGAUGCCAAUGUAGUCUGCCGACAACUUGGUUUCUUGGGAUUUGGUGCUGAAACAAUUCGCAGAUUACCCUUCCGUAAGAAUGAGCCCAGACGAUACUGGCUGGAUGAUGUUAAGUGCAAUGGAGAUGAGUCGUCUCUGUUUGAUUGUCCACACAGAGGUUGGGGGGUCCAUAACUGUGGUCGAAGAGAAAGAGCAGGAGUAAAGUGCCUCAAUGAGAGUGACAUUGACAUACAUAUAGUCAAUGGUGAUAUGUCUGGUGCUGUUGAACUGUGGAUGGGUAAUGAGUGGAGGUCACUGUGUUGUAACCACUGGACUAGCCAGGAUGCCAGAGUAGCUUGCAGGCAACUUGGACACUCUGCUGAUGGUGCCAUGACUAUGGAGGUUAAAGCUGAGAAUGAUGCUAAAUACUGGAUGGAUCAUGUUAACUGUGAUGGAGACGAAGAGUAUCUGUUUGCCUGUACUCACCUAGGGUUCACGGAUGAGGAUAAUGAAUGCAAGAAAGGAGUCAGGGCUGGGGUGACUUGCCUUGCAGAACCUUAGAGUGGUGCACUGUAUGAAAACUGAUCUCCAAUUUAUCAGUACUAUAAUAAUUAUACGUGCACAAACAACACACAUACUAAGUUGACAUGGUCAACAUUUAUAGUUACACAACUGUUGUCUUUUCUCUGUAACCCAAAAUUUUUUUCCAGAUUCAUAUUUUUUGCUGUUACCAUAAAUCACGUGCCCAUGUAUUAGCUCUU